GGCGGCCUCCAUGCUGCGCCGCGUUUCAGACCAGCCCUCCAGCGCAGCACAUUGCAUCGCCAGUCUAAUGUUUGAACGUGAUCGUUUUGUUUUCGCUGCAUCCACAUGAAGUAACAGCUUCGUCACUUGCAGGAUUCCUUGUACCGUAGCUUGGGGUAGCCGGUCUAGCGCAACACCCCCGAGCCGACGCGAUUGCCGUAUGCGGGUUGAUUGCCGUUGGUUUCCGAAGCAGUUCUACUUACCUGUACAGCUCCCACUUUCCUUCCGACUUCUACAGGACCACUUCGUACAACACUUCAAGAGCACAGCUAGACACCUCAAAUUGUUUCCUUUGCAAACGACAUGGCAACCCCCAAACCCAUCACGCGCGUGACCCUCUUCAAGAUCGCUUCCUCUUCGGAUGCCGAAAUCCUCCUCUCGCACUACCGCGGCAUGCCCACGAACGCAAUCAAAGACGGAAAACCCUACCUCCUCUCUGUGACAGCUGGCCCUACGUUCGAAGAUCCAAGGAGCCAGGGCUUCAACUUUGCGGCAAUCAGCAAGUUCAAGAGCAAGGAGGACAUGGCGUACUACGACGAGGAAUGCGCGGCGCAUGCGGCAUUGAAGGCGUUCGCGAAGGGUGUAAUUCAGGGACCUCCCCAGGUCGUUUAUCUUGAGGAUGGGACUGCAGAGUGAAAAGCAAAACCCAGAAAGUCAUCGGCGGAAGUCCUAAAUCGCUGUGUACUCGAGAACAUGCUACCAUACGAAGCUCCCAUCAAUGCGUCAUUAUCAUACAUCCCUCAAAACUAUAGUGUCUUAUCAAAAUCAUCGCGUAUGUGU
Molecule: messenger RNA, 819 nt
Organism: Paraphaeosphaeria sporulosa
Lineage: Eukaryota; Fungi; Ascomycota; Dothideomycetes; Pleosporales; Didymosphaeriaceae
Product: stress responsive A/B barrel domain-containing protein
Exons: 1
Coding region: 343-675 (110 amino acids)
Source: RefSeq, a predicted model, not a curated record